This is a messenger RNA of Prosopis cineraria, 1169 nucleotides long. Its product is annotated as cyclin-P3-1-like. The record is from RefSeq and is a predicted model, not a curated record. NCBI's taxonomy places the organism in Eukaryota, Viridiplantae, Streptophyta, Magnoliopsida, Fabales, Fabaceae. Gene Ontology annotation, molecular function: protein kinase binding. Gene Ontology annotation, biological process: regulation of cyclin-dependent protein serine/threonine kinase activity. Bases 142 to 753 code for a protein of 203 amino acids. The transcript is spliced from 3 exons.
AAAAGAGACACAACCCAGAGGGAUGUCCGCGCUAAUCAUGAUUUCUAUUUCGCUCGAUCCAGGGUUCCAUCGUCGCGCCUUACCCUUAUGUAGAAGCAACCACCGGCACUACGCUACAGUCUUCCCCUAACUCUCUUACAUAUGGGGACGCCGGCGCUCGAAAGUGAGAACAAAAUCUCUGAUGUAUACCGUUCACUGGGGCUUAAACAAUUGGGUAAACGAGUUGUUGGCGUUCCACGGGCUUUAUCACUUGUCUCUUCACUUCUUGAGAGAUCAAUUCAGAGAAAUGAGGAGCUAUUGGAGGCAAAACAUAUAAAAGAUGUUGUUACUGUGUUCCAUGGUUUCAGAGCACCGGCUCUCAGUGUUCGCAAGUACAUCGAUCGUAUCUUCAAAUACUCAGCCUGCAGCCCCUCCUGCUUUGUGGUAGCACGCAUCUAUGUUGAUAGAUACCUUCAGCGAACAGGAGUCAUACUGACUUCGCUUAAUGUGCAUAGGCUUCUGAUUACUAGCAUAAUGAUAGCAGCAAAAUUUAUGGAUGAUGCAUUCUUCAACAAUGCUUACUAUGCAAAAGUUGGAGGAGUAAGCACGUCUGAGUUAAACAGGUUGGAGAUGAACUUUCUGUUCAACGUGGAUUUCAGACUUCAAGUUAAUGUAGAGACAUUUGGAAGAUAUUGUUCGCAUCUGGAGAGGGAAGCUGCAGAAUCUUUUGAGAUUGAGCGGCCAAUGCAAGCGUGUCGAAUUAAAGAAUGCUGAUCAAGCAAAGAUGAUUCUGCUUGCGCUUCCCCUGUUGCGAGAUGAAGAUGCAGAAGCACUUCAAUCUAUUGCUGGAAAUUCCUUGACAAACUGGAAGAGAAUCAAUUUUGGAGUAUUCAAACAGGGAAAGAUUGCUAGGAAUUCAAUAUUUUAACGGAGUGCCAAAUUGGCGUAUGUUUAAUUUUAUUUUUGCCUUGAUCAAUGAGGACUGGCGAGAUGAUGUCUAUCUUUGUUCUCUUAAAGCUUGAAGGUGUGAUUUUUAAAAGUUGUCAUCAAGGAUGAGUAUGGUGUCCAUGGUGGCAUCUUCUCAUCUGCCAAAUUUCAAUCCCUUAGUUUUUGUUGGGAAGGAAAAAGUUGUGGUGAUUGUCACGAUUUAAUGUAAGUUUUUAACUUUAAUGUAAUUUUCUCUUUUCUCA